Molecule: messenger RNA, 1242 nt
Organism: Psilocybe cubensis
Lineage: Eukaryota; Fungi; Basidiomycota; Agaricomycetes; Agaricales; Agrocybaceae
Exons: 4
Coding region: 1-1242 (413 amino acids)
Biological process (GO): mitotic telomere tethering at nuclear periphery; meiotic attachment of telomere to nuclear envelope
Cellular component (GO): nuclear membrane complex Bqt3-Bqt4
Molecular function (GO): DNA binding
Source: RefSeq, a predicted model, not a curated record
AUGGUCGCCCGUCCACCGUUGCCCCUCCGAUUCGCGAACCCGAGAUUGCAAGAUCAUUUGGCUGCUCCAAAUACUCCCCCGGUCAAGUACCAGAUACUCAACUGCCAAGGGAAAGACAUCCUUGUCGGACGACUGAAGAUUGAAACCCCCACUGACACCGGCCAUGCCUUCAUUCUACGCAGGUUCGACACUGGGGCUGUCAGCUUGACAACCAUGUUCCGUGCCGCGUUUCCCAAUGCCUCUGACAAUGACGAGAGGAUAGAAAUUCAAUGGGUUAGAGAUAACUAUGACCUAAGUGGGAAUAAUGGCUCUACCAAGGAGCCGCAGAUCACCCGUCUCGCUGGAACAUGGGUCAGCACAGAGAUUGCACUGGAGCUAGGACAAACAUACUCUUUGGGGAAGCUCAUCAAGGCCGUCGUGGAGGCGACUCCCGAUCCAAAUGGAUCCUAUAGGAGGUCUGGCAAGGGUGCAGCGACAGCACCGUCGAAUCAUGUCACCGGCGCAAACAUUCCUCCCAUUCAUCAGGAGCCCCCACGACAAGAGUCUGCGCCUGUAGUCGCUUCUCCAAAGCCACCUUCUGCAUCCAAAACGCUUCCUACACCCUCACCCACAGCCGUCCUGCCCCCCAGUAAGCGCCGGAAGGAAUCGUCGCCCGUUCCCACACCGCAGAGCAGUAAACCUCCAUCACGGGGCUCACCUGCGCCUUCGAAAAUUGCGGUUGCGACUCCCAGGAGGUCUGCACGGACGAAGAGCCCUGCUCCGCGAUCGACUGCUACCCCCGUAGCCCUUACCUCAAUCCGCACCCCCAAGGUAACCCGUUCAUCGGCGAAGAAGGAGGCUGUUGCGUCGAAUUCAUUACCAACCCCAGGUGGUGACUCCGAUCUUAAUACCGUAGAGGAAGAGAACCAAUUGGUGGAGGAUGGUAUUGCUGGUUCGAAACUACAUGAGGAAGAUGUAAAGGAGCAGAAAAAGCUUAUCCAAGACCUGAAGGCGCAGAGGGAUGCGGCUAAAUCCUCAAUUGGAGACGAUGCAACCACUGUGGAAACUGUAGAGGAAUCAUCGACCAAGAAAAGAGAGCGAGAAGAUGAGGCAGCAACAUUGAAGUUUGAAUUUAAAGAGCCCGAGACAGAGGAGCGGGUAAUUGCUACCAAUCGACGUGUGGGUCGCUUUAAUCUGGAACCGAGAGGAAAAUCAGUUGCUUGGGGUGUUGCAGCCUUCGUUGUAGGCCUGGGGGCGGUGUAA